Molecule: messenger RNA, 3626 nt
Organism: Eubalaena glacialis (North Atlantic right whale)
Lineage: Eukaryota; Metazoa; Chordata; Mammalia; Artiodactyla; Balaenidae
Gene: EPCIP
Product: exosomal polycystin 1 interacting protein
Exons: 2
Coding region: 224-883 (219 amino acids)
Source: RefSeq, a predicted model, not a curated record
AUGACCAGGGCCACUGGCCCUCUGAAAACGGAAAAGAACAGCAAGUGCAAGAACAGGCAUUCCGUCCGUCCUGCCUUGCAGAUUAUACCAGCUGUCAAGCCAGAGUGAAGGAUCAGGCAGAGGUCUGGGAGUGGCGGAGCCAGCCUUGCAGUGGAGCUUGAGAUGUGAGUUCCAAUGAAUCGGCUCAUGAAGGGGAAACUCGCUGGCCCACCCUGAGACAAGAAUGGCACCACCCUCUGUGUGCAGCCUCCUUGUGAUCGGUGCACUGGGCGUCUUUGCACUUGACUGCUCCGCGAGAGCUCAGCAGAACAGCACGCUGAUUUUCACGAAGGAGAACACCACUCGGAAGUGCAGCUGCUCUGCGGACAUCCGCGACUGUGAUUACAGUUUGGCCAACCUGAUGUGCAGCUGUAAAACCGUCCUGCCUCUUGCAGUCGAGCAAAGCAGCUACAAUGACCAUCUGACCAUCUGGUUCACAGACACGUCUGCACUGGGACUCCUGUUGAACUUCACGCUGGUCCGGGACCUGAAGCUUUCUCUGUGCAGUACCAACAUUCUCCCCACUGAGUACCUGGCUAUUUGUGGUCUGAAGAGGCUUCGCAUUAGCACCGAGGCCAAGCAUCCCUCCCCAGAGCAGAGUUUACUCAUCCACGAUGGUGGGGAGAGAGAAUCCAGAGAGAAGCCCAUGUGGUUACACCAAGGCUGGCAAACCUGUAUGUAUAUCUCCUUCUUAGAUAUGGCACUUUUCAACAGGGAGUCAUCCUUAAAAUCAUAUAGUAUUGCAAACUCUGCCGUCAUGGCCAGCAACUUCCCCUCCUUUUCCUACUUUAAAACCUUCCCAAUUCUAAGCAACAAAAGCUAUGUUGUCACAUUCAUUUACUAACAUUGUAGCUGUGUCCAACCUUUGGGACCUUUGGCACAUUAUGGAUCAUUUCAACAAGGAAUCUGUGAACAAGGUCAUGGGUUUUCCUAUCCUCAACUUCACUUCACCCCCAGCCCCCAUUCUGCCGGCCCUCUCUGCUCUGCCCAUGCACAUCCAUGGGAAAACAAAAUAAAAAGAGCCAAAAAACCUACUUGAUUCAGUCCAGAAACGUGCCUUGAGGGCCAGCUAGAGGCUAGGUCCUUGCUACUGGGGGCAGGUGGAAAAAUGUCAGAUCAGAAAUGGAGAGACCAGUGCACCCCAGGGACUACUUAGUGGAGCUCAGCAGAGGGGAUGACCCCCAAGAAAGGCGUCUUCCUUCAAAACAUUGCCUUAAUUUUUUUUUUUUUUUUGCUUCAUUUUGUUAGAUAGGUUGGAAUUCCCCUAAGCAGAGAAUGAUAGACUUCAGCAUUUUGAGACUGUGAGCACCACAAAAUGAUUAGGUUCUCUUAGACUGGUAUUUUCCAAAUAUCUUGUUAAGAAUAUUCACAUUGAGAAAGGGGAGUCUUGUGAGUGUGCUUAGUGAAGGAGGUUUGAAGCUUGGAGGAUAGGGUGGGACCUUAGGACCAAAUGAGGGCACUAGGGUCCUGAGGAAGGGAUACAGAAAUAAAAAUUGGAAGUCACAAAAACCAAGUGCAUUGGGUUCUUUCCUUAGAGCAAGGCCUAAACCCAGGGAAAGUUUUCCUCUUCUAGCCCUUCAUGUCCUUCUCUUGUCUUGCCUCCUGUCUUCGGCCCCGCUGUACCACUUCCCCAUUUUUCCUCUCAUUGUCUUCAUCCCCCUCCUCCUCCUUCUCCUGCUGCAGAAAUCAGAACUUAGAUUAAUACCAGUAGAACUAUGUUUGACUACAUGAGGGACUAGCCUGGGAAUGUAAUAGUCCCUUAUAACAUUACUCCCAUGGGUAAAUAUGCCCAGAUUACUAAUAGAUAAUUAACGAAAGAACUUUUAGCACUCAGUCCAUUUGGAAGUUUAAGACUGGAAAGUCAAGACACUUUGUAUGAUGGGGUUAACACAAAAUGGUUUUAUGUGCAUUGAUACAAGGAACUAACACAACAUAUUUCUUUUUUAAUUAAAUUGGCUUGGGGAUUCCCUGGUGGUCCAGGUUAGGAUGCCGCGGUCUCACACCUGAGGGCCCGGGUUCAGUCCCUGGUUGGGGAAGUAGGAUCCUGCAAGCCAUGUGGCACAGCCAAAAAAAAAAUAAAUAAAUACAUUUUAAAAUUAAUUAGUUAAUUAAUUAAACUGACUCAUCAUUGUACGAAGAAAAUCUUCUCUCCCAGAGACCCAACUAACCAUUAAAGUGGAAUAUAAAGAAUCUAUGGCAAUUAUGGUAUAAAUGUCUAAAUUCAGAGUGCAAAAAAUUUGAAACAUUACUGAAUUUAUGAUAUCAUAAUAAGAAAUAGUUUUAUUAUGAAAUGACAGGCUGUCUUGGAAUUGACGACUUUAUAUCACAUUCAUCACAUUUUUCUCUUAACCUUAACACAGGGUAACUGAAAUAACCUGAAAUGUCUACAUUAGCUUAAUUGGUGGGGGAUUUGGCCAUUCGGGCUAAUUAGCAUGCAUCUAUAAUGUCAGUGUUUAAAUUAGGCCAAAACUAAGACCAAAAUAUGAAUUCUAAUAGAAAAAUGUAAUGACCUAAUUACUGACAUUGUAUUUGAGAAGUAAGAUUAAAGUGAUGGAAAAAGACAAAGAAGAAAAAAAGAGCGAGAAAGAAUGGCAAGAAGGAUACAAGUGAAAAGAUUAAUAAUAAAUAUAUUUACUGUCAUUAGUUACUGAAAAUGUAACAAAUUGAAUUUUAAUAGAUUUUUAUUAAUAUAGUAUAACAUUAACUGAUGUUAGACAUUAUGAGCAUCUUAAUGUGCAUAUCUUCCAUUUGGUGGCUUUUAAUAGUUUCAGAGCCAUUUCACAUGUGUUUUAAGUGAUUCUUAUAAGAAAUAAUUGUGGGUCAAUGGGACUUAAAUCAAUAGAGGAGGAAAGCUAAUUAACUUAUAAAUCAAGCCUGAGGUUGCCAGGUUUCUAGACUGAAAUGCAGUUCAGGUUGUGCUGACAGAGGACAAAUAAGCAUAUACAUGGGGAAACAUGGCAUUUGGUGCUCAAUCACAAGGUUGGGAGGACAACAGGGAGUGGUGGGGAUUGUGGCAAGCUGAGCACGCACAUCCAACUGAAGGGUCCACAGCAGUGCAAGCUGGCUGAGUGUCACUGCCAUGGGAGAACACAGCAGGGCCAGAUCUGAUCCUUCAAGGGAAUUAGGAACUCCAGGUGAUUUGUAAAUGUUGGCACAUUAUUCUGUUUUUUGUUUGUUGCUUUAAAUACCACUGUGUGGGUCAAACUAUGUCAGUGGUCCCCAUGGUGUCUGGGACUAGCCAUUUGUCACCUCUGAUCAGUGGUGUGCUAGUAAAAGUUUAACCACCAGCUCUCCCCCCAAAAGUCUGUGUGUAGAUAUAAAUGUGCGUAAGUUUAUUAUAAAUUUUAUUGAUAGAAAGGAUGUGCAGCACACAAUUUACAAAUGAUAAUAAAAUGUGUAAUGCUCUUUAUUAUAAACUCUGUACGCAAUUAACUCUCAAAGAAUGCUUUAGUUGAUUUUUGCCAAAAUCUUGUAUCCAAAGCCAACCUAGGGUGGCAAUUGAUGAGCAAGUAUAAUUCUGGCAUAAGUGUUCGUUGAUAUUUUCAUUUAUGUUAGGAGUAAGAGGAAAGUUAAACAAUAAAGAUGUA